Brassica napus (rape) is the source of this 2193-nucleotide messenger RNA. RefSeq lists its product as uncharacterized. NCBI's taxonomy places the organism in Eukaryota, Viridiplantae, Streptophyta, Magnoliopsida, Brassicales, Brassicaceae. The coding region runs from base 1 to 2193 and encodes 730 amino acids. The transcript has 4 exons. Gene Ontology annotation, biological process: DNA repair; telomere maintenance. The record is from RefSeq and is a predicted model, not a curated record. Gene Ontology annotation, molecular function: DNA helicase activity.
AUGAGGCAAUGGUUUGCUUUUCGCCUGCAUGAGCGUAAGAACGAAUCGCAUUCUCUCCUACAUUCUAGAAGACUAUUUCAGCAGUUUGUGGUGGAUGCCUUCACAACGAUUGAGUCUAAUCGUUUGCGAUAUCUGAAGUUAAACCAGCCUUCUUUGCGAUCAAAUAGCUAUGAUUCUAUUAAAGAAUCUGAGAACGCAGGAAAAGUGGAUAUGAAUGGGCAAGGAACUGAGUUUACAUUACCAGCUUCAUUCGUAGGGAGUCCUAGAUAUAUGAAGAAUUGUUACUUGGAUGCUAUGGCAAUAUGUAAGCAUUUUGGAUUCCCUGAUUUUUUCAUCACUUUCACAUGUAAUCCCAAAUGGCCAGAGAUCACAAGAUAUGUUAAGGCAAGGAAGCUAAAGGCUGAAGACAGAUCAGACAUUAUCUCUAUGUACACAAUUGAGUUCCAGAAACGGGGUUUACCACAUGCUCACAUUCUCUUAUUCAUGAAGAAGUUAAAGAAGCCUACAACAGACGAUAUUGACAACAUCAUUUCCGCUGAGAUUCCUAACAAGAAGGAUGAACCAGAACUGUAUGAGGUCAUUAAAGAUAUGAUGAUUCAUGGUCCAUGUGGACGAGCUAAUACUAAUUCUCCAUGUAUGGAGAAUGGCCGUUGCUCUAAGUCAUAUCCAAAAUCAUUUUCUGAGAAGACUACUAUUAAUAAGGAAGGAUUUUCGGUUUACAAGAGGUGUGAGCUGUCAGAGAACUUUGUUAUGAAGAAUGGAGUGAGAUGUGACAAUCGGAGUGUCAUUCCUUAUAACCGAAAGUUAUCUCUUCUUUACAGAGCUCAUAUCAACGUCGAGUGGUGCAACCAAGUUGGGUCUAUAAAGUAUUUAUUCAAAUACAUUAAUAAAGGACAAGAUUGUGUCACAGUUGCUGUUGAACCACCAGACAACAUUGUUGCAAGUGAGUUAGGAGAUGUUGAGCUUAAUAAAGAGAAUCUUGAUAAGAAACGGAAUGAGCUCAAGGAAUUCUUCGAUUGCAGAUACGUGUCAACGUGUGAAGGAACAUGGAGAGUAUUCAAAUUUCCUAUUCACUAUCGAUCAACUGCUGUUGAGAAGCUUAGUUUCCAUCUCCCCGGAAAGCAAGUUAUUACAUUCAAAGGGAAAGAUAAAUUGAAGGCAGUUGUCACCCGGAAGCUCAUUGAAAAUACAAUGUUCUUAGCUUGGUUUGAGUUGAACAAGAUUGACUCCUUCGCAAGAACAUUGACCUAUGCUCAGAUCACAAGCUUAUAUACUUACGACAAAAGGUCAAAGAAGUUCAACAGGAGGAAACGGGGAUUUUCUUUGGGGAGGAUUAACUAUGCUCCUAGGAGCCAAGAAGAUGCUUAUUACUUGCGUGUAUUGUUGAAUGUUGUCAGAGGACCCACAAGUUAUGAGGACAUUAAAACAUACCUAGAUGUUCUCUAUCCGAGCUACAAAGAAGCAUGUUAUUCUCGUGGGUUAUUAGAUGAUGAUCAGGAGUACAUUGAUGACAUAGUAAGACGAAGUUUUGAGAGCACAUCAAGUGAGCUCCAGAAAGUGUUUGUUAUGAUGCUUAUGAGUAACACUUUGUCUAAACCAGAGUCUGUAUGGGAAAACACUUGGAUGUUUUUGUCUGAAGAUAUCGAGCACUCUAGGAGAAUGAAUUUUAAUAGACCAGGUCUGUUGUUGAGUGAUGAGGACAAAAAAAAGUAUGCUUUACUUGAGAUUGAAAAAAUAUUGAAAAGGUCUGGAACUUCUCUCGCCAAAUUUGAUAAUAUGCCUAGACCGCCAAAGACAAGUAGCCACGAUGAAAAUGUUUUGGUGCUAGAUGAACGCAGCUAUGAGCGAUCUGCUUUGUUAGAGACUCUUCGAAGAGAUCUUCCGAAGAUGACAUGCAAGCAAAGAAAGAUAUAUGAGGAGAUUCUUUCUGCUGUUAAUAAAGGAGAUGGUGCAAUGUUUUUUGUCAGUGGUUUUGGUAUAAUAGGGAAAACUUUCCUAUGGAAAUUUCUUUCUGCAGCUAUCAGAUCUAGAGGAGAUAUUGUUCUGACCGUGGCUUCAAGCGGCAUUGCAUCACUGUUGUUGCCUGGUGGUCGGACAGCACAUUCCAGAUUCGGCAUUCCUCUAAAUCCAGACGAGUUUUCUUCAUGUACAAUGAAGCAUGGAAGUGACCAAGCUAAUUUAGUGAAAGCAUAA